CUCGGUGGUUUAUCCAAGCAUUGAAUGCGGGGAAGUUCAGGGAUAUAAGAUGCAGCUCCAACAAAGCAAGCAGGGGACGAGGUCCCUCCCACACCGCACCCCUAGAGUACACACACAUAUGAGCUCAAAAGCUUCGAAACAUGUCCGAACCGCAGGAUAAGAAUGAUAGAGAUGGCAAUGAGAAGCCGCCGUACGGGCAGUAUCAGUUCGAUCUGUAUGCCCAGGCAAUCAUUGCCGGCCAGAAACCCAUUGUCACGACGGACCCAAACAAGCUAGAACAGGCGGCCAGAGAGGCCAUGACCCCCGAAGCCUUCAACUAUGUCUUUGGUGGCGCCGGCGAGCAGGCGACUAUGCAUGCCAACCGGCUGGCCUUUCGCCAGUGGAAGCUGAUCCCGCGCAUGCUACGGCCAACCCUGCCACGCGACCUCAGCGUUGAGCUGUUCGGCAAGAAAUACGACACCCCCCUCCUCAUGGCCCCCAUCGGCGUGCAAGGCGCCUACCACCCCGACGGCGAAAAAGGCGUAGCCACAGCCUGCGCCUCGCUCAACGUCCCCUUCAUCUACAGCACCGCCGCCACCACGCCCCUCGAAGACGUCGCCGCCGCCGCCGACCUCUCCCUCUCACCCACCUCCCCUUCACCCACCCCCCCAUCACCCACCUCCCCCUCACCACCCACCACAACCACCUCCGCACCGCGCUGGUUCCAGCUCUACUGGCCGCUCUCCGACACCCUCACCGCCUCCCUCCUCACGCGCGCCCGCGCGGCCGGCUGCACCACCCUAGUCGUGACCCUCGACACCUUCACCAUGGCGUGGCGGCCGCUGGACCUGGACGCGGGGUACCUCCCCCCCGUGCGCGGCGAGGGCAACGCGCUGGGGUUCAGCGACCCCGUCUUCCGGCGCAUGUUCGCCGCGCAGAGCGACGGUGACACCGUCGAGGAUAACGUGGUGGCGGCGAGCCGGGCGUGGCUGGCCGAGGCGUUCUCGGGCCAUGCGCACCGGUGGGAGGACCUGGCGACGCUGCGGCGGCUGUGGGGCAGCGGGCCGAUUGUGCUGAAGGGGGUGCUGAGCGUGGGGGACGCGGAGAUGGCGGUGCGGGCCGGGGUGGAUGGGAUCGUGGUGUCGAACCAUGGGGGCAGGCAGUUGGAUGGGGCGGUGCCGGCGUUGGAGAUGCUGCCGGAGAUUGUGGAUGCUGUUGGGGGCCGGUUGACGGUGCUCUACGAUUCGGGGGUGAGGACGGGGGCGGAUGUGUUGAAGGCGCUCGCGUUGGGUGCGAAGGCAGUGUUGGUUGGGCGGCCGGUGAUAUAUGGUUUGGGGGUUGCUGGGAGUGAGGGCGCUCGGCAUGUUCUGGCAGGUCUUUUGGCUGAUAUAGACCAGUCCAUGGGGCUGGCCGGUGUGCAGAAUGUGACGGAGCUGAACCGGAGCAUUUUGAGAAAGAUAAAUUACGGUGGCGACGUCAAGUCAUCCCUCUGAUGGAGACAUUGUUCGUCUGUCUUGAUGUACAUGUACAUAUAUGUGUGUUUGGGUCACGGAAUACUACAAGCCCGGAAUCGGGUUGACGCAUGAUAACGUUCAAUUACCCGUGCUCCGUGUCCCGUAUGAACUAGAAAGGCUUGCUUUGCAGCCCGGCUUCCGCGUGAGGUUACA
Messenger RNA from Chaetomium fimeti, 1646 nucleotides. RefSeq names its product FMN-dependent dehydrogenase. Lineage: Eukaryota; Fungi; Ascomycota; Sordariomycetes; Sordariales; Chaetomiaceae. The record is from RefSeq and is a predicted model, not a curated record. Bases 141 to 1472 code for a protein of 443 amino acids. Gene Ontology annotation, molecular function: oxidoreductase activity; FMN binding. The transcript is spliced from 2 exons.